This is a messenger RNA of Lemur catta (Ring-tailed lemur), 4518 nucleotides long. RefSeq names its product SPARC (osteonectin), cwcv and kazal like domains proteoglycan 1 (gene SPOCK1). The transcript is spliced from 11 exons. Bases 1 to 1320 code for a protein of 439 amino acids. The record is from RefSeq and is a predicted model, not a curated record. Lineage: Eukaryota; Metazoa; Chordata; Mammalia; Primates; Lemuridae. Gene Ontology annotation, molecular function: calcium ion binding; protein binding.
AUGCCAGCGAUCGCGGUGCUCGCGGCCGCGUGGUGCUUCCUGCAGGUGGAGAGCCGGCACCUGGACGCGCUCGCCGGGGGCGCGGGCCCCCACCGCGGCAAUUCCCUGGACAGUGACCAGUGGCUGAGCACCGUCUCCCAGUACGACCGGGACAGGUCCUGGAACCGCUUCCGAGACGAAGUUGAGGAUGAUUAUUUCAGAAACUGGAAUCCCAACAAGCCCUUUGACCAAGCCCUGGACCCGUCCAAGGACCCCUGCCUGAAGGUGAAGUGCAGCCCUCACAAAGUGUGCGUGACCCAGGACUACCAGGCUGCCCUGUGCGUCAGCCGCAAGCACCUGCUCCCCAGGCAAAAGAAAGGGAACGUGGCCCAUAAACACUGGGUUGGACCUUCGAACCUGGUCAAGUGCAAGCCCUGUCCUGUGGCACUGUCACCCAUGGUCUGCGGCUCCGACGGCCACACCUACACGUCCAAGUGCAAGUUGGAGUUCCAUGCUUGUUCUACCGGCAAGAGCCUCACCACCCUCUGUGAUGGGCCCUGUCCGUGUCUCCCGGAGCCUGAGCCACCCAAACACAAGGCAGAAAAGAACGCCUGCACAGACAAGGAGUUGCGGAGCCUUGCUUCCCGCCUGAAAGACUGGUUUGGAGCUCUUCACGAGGACGCGAACAGAGUCAUCAAGCCCACCAGCUCUGACACCGCCCAAGGCAGGUUUGACACCAGCAUCCUGCCCAUCUGCAAGGACUCCCUGGGCUGGAUGUUCAACAAGCUGGACAUGAACUAUGACCUCCUACUUGACCACUCAGAGAUCAACGCCAUCUACCUGGAUAAGUAUGAGCCCUGUAUCAAGCCUCUCUUCAACUCUUGCGACUCUUUCAAGGAUGGAAAACUCUCUAACAAUGAGUGGUGCUACUGCUUCCAAAAGCCUGGAGGUCUCCCUUGCCAGAAUGAAAUGAACAGAAUUCAGAAGCUGAGCAAGGGGAAAAGCCUGUUGGGGGCAUUCAUACCUCGGUGCAACGAGGAGGGCUAUUACAAAGCCACGCAGUGCCACGGCAGCACGGGGCAGUGCUGGUGUGUGGAUAAAUACGGGAACGAGCUGGCUGGCACCAGGAAGCAGGGUGCCGUGAGCUGCGAAGAGGAGCAGGAAACCUCAGGGGAUUUUGGCAGUGGUGGCUCCGUGGUCCUGCUCGAUGACCUAGCGGAUGAGCGGGAGCUGGGACCAAAGGACAAGGAGGGGAAGCUGAGGGUGCACACCCGGGCCCUGACGGAGGAUGACGAGGAUGAGGACGACGACAAAGAGGAUGAGGUCGGGUACAUAUGGUAGUGCCCACGAGAAAGAGGACAUGAGUUUUGCACAAAAUUGCAAGUCACUUCCUAUUCCUGCAUUUGUAUCUAAGACUCCAAGGCACCGAGGUCUCUUCUCUGUCACUCUCUACACCCAACCUAAGGUUUGGAAGACAACUGCUUGUUCCCAGAACAUUCUGAUUUUGCAUAUGUUUGUGUGGGAGAAAGGGUGUUGUGUUCUGUUUUGGUUCUUCCUGGACAGGGACAUGGCUGGCUUCAUGAGAGCCUCCUUCCCUCCCCUGAGAUUUUUGCAACAAGCAUGUGGUUUCUGUGCAAUUUUGACAGUGCAGGGAGCCCCCGCCCUCUCAAAUGUCCAAGACCCUUUGACUGCCCACACUGGUGGUCACCACAGCAUGGUUCCCAGCCUUACAGUGUCUCAGUGCUUUUCUUGUGUCUGUAGAUGUCGUGGAAAAAGAAACAAAAUGCACACUGUACCUUUCCCUCCCUGCCCCCACCAGUCCUGCUGUUUAUUAAAAAUUAGUUUUUCACCUCACUAUAUCUGGCUUCCUACAAACAAUAGCCUUAAUUCAGUCAAGAGUCUCUUUGGGGAAUUCAUUUUCAUUAUUAAAACUGGUGUCUGGAUGCUUCUCUCUGUACCUGCAGAAAAAUAUAUGCACAUUCAGAAGACACUGUGUGUGUGCCCUGCACACACCUCUCAGAAAAAAGUGGGUAUCUGUUAAAACCUCAUUUGAAAAACAAUUAUAAAUUUGUCAGCUUGUCCAGACCUGGAACAAAAUUUCUGGAAUAAGAAAUUUAUAUGGAAGUUGUUUUUUGCACUAACAGUUGGCACUUGUGGCCUGAGGCUGAGGGGGUUUCUCCAUGCCUCAGCCGAGUUACUGGAAGCCUCUUUGACUCAGACAAGCCUCCGUCUGCCCAAAUCUCUUUUCUCUCAGAAGCCAUGCGACCCGCACGUGGGCCGUGUCACAAGCCAUCGCUCGCAUUUCCGCUCAGAGCCCCUGUGGGCUGCACAGGUUCCUUCCUUCCCUACCUACGCAAGGGCUUUUUCUAAGGCACGCACGCACGUCUCCUGUCCCCUGAGAAGACAGUUUAGUGUUCUGCACUCGUUGUUUUACUUUUGCCCCCUUUCUACCUACACAUCAUGUGGGUACAAAAGCUGUACCGAUUUUUUUGAAAAACCAACCAUCCUUUGCAAACAAUCCCAAACGGAGGCCCACAAAGAAGUUCAUGACAGCGCGUGGAAGCUAGCGCUGGGCUUUAAAGACCUAAUUCUGUGCCUCCCCCACCCCCAAAUGUCAAGAUACUGAUGAAGAAAGCCCUGCGCCAUUCCGCUUCGUUUCCCUCAAGUUCCAAAUUUGGUAGGGUUGUCAUCUCUGCAUUCUUUAGGAUUUCUCUCCCUGGCAAGCUGUUCCAGACACAAGUACCAAAGAGUCAUCUUCAAAGUCACCCUGUUCAGCCCAGUACCACACUCCUGCCCCACCUGGUUCCCACCCACCCGGAUGCCCUAAUCAGCCACCCAAGCCAGGCUCUCUGGCCCACGUUUCCGUCUCUUGCCUUCCCCACGAGCUUCAGCCAGUCCACAAGACAACCCUAUAAACUCAGGCAAGAAAUAUAUUCAUAACCAAACUAUGAUCACUGCCAGCUGACCAACCUCCCACCCCAAAUUAUUUGAAUAGACCACCAACACACGGCAAAUGAGCAUGUUCCAGUCCUUGCACUGGCUGGACAACAGAGUUGGUCUGAGUCCUUUGGCGGUGUAGACCCAAGUCCAACCGCGACCCUGAGGUUUUGUAUUAACCGUUACUUUCCCCAGAGAGACCAGAGGCAAGCUCUGAAUUGGGAUCUCAACUCUGUCACCUCUGUUUCAAUACCUUUUUUCUCACUUGAACAAAACUUUGAGAUUAUAAUUUAGAAAACAAGUGCUUAAUUGCAGCUAAAUUACAAUAAAGUGUAUUACAAAAUCAAGACAUUAAAAAAAAUCUCCGUUUAGUCCAUCAAAGAAAGCCUCUAUUACUAUGUCCUCUGAGCUUGGAAAAAUGCACAAGAGAACACAAUAAAAUCGACAAAUUGAUUUUACUUAGAAAAACUUCUAGGCACAGGAUGAACCACUGAUUUUAAUUUGCCUAAUUAUCUUAUGACAAGUGUCAGAUUAAGAUGACACUUAAAGAUCCUCAGCAUUAACUUAAUGACGGCAAAGAGCGCUCAACAGACAAUUCCCAGUAAGGUACUAAGAUGCCAUGUUCAGAGACAUUCCAAGAAGAUAUUUUGAUUCCUUAAAAUAUCAAAUAGAAAGCCGUCCUCGGACUGGAACCCCACAUCCAUGGAGCAACAUGCACCCCACUUUUCAUGCCUCACUUUGGCAGGACAGCGUUAGGUUUUUAAAAGAUCUUUAGUACUUGUGGAAAGUACUGAAGAUUAGAUCAAGUUAUCUUGUCCUCAGAAGUAGAAUUUUUGUUUUCCUCUUUUUGGAAGGAGCCCUUUACUUACAGUGGCCAGGUAUACAUAAAAUACUGAUUUUUUUAAAACAGUAGUAUCGUGAUAAUCCAAUCCCUUGAGACAGGUAUUAGGUCGAAUCCUCACUAACUCGCUUCUGAAAGGUCCUUAGUAAGUAGUUUUGUUUUCAUUCCAUAAACAGGUCUUUUAUUUACUACCAUGUCCUUGGCAUCCAACUUAAAUCCCAGAAUUUUCUUCCUCCCUGGUUAGUUACCUGCCAUAUUAAUGUCUUUUUGUUUCUACAAAUAUUCUCAGCAUGGACAUAUCUUAAUACUGAAUGUGAGGUUUUGUGACAAUUUCACCUUCUUUACACCUAUUUCUCUACCUGCAGCAGCAAAUGACAAGACGUGUGGCCCCUCUGCUCUUCCCAGAACGCCAUUCCCGCUUUGUUUUCCUUUUAACCGUGACCACACUGUACAGUGACAUCCAAGAGGCCAUUCUACAGUGGGUGGUUUUGGUCUUUUUAUACCUUUUUCUCAAAAGUCACUUAUGUCUGUCCCUGUUAAACGUGUAGCAUUGUAAUGACAGCCCAUCAAAUCCUGAGUGUCAGUUUGUUGUCCCUAUUGUAGAUGAAAUAGUGAUGUAGCAAACCUAGUAAAUUCUGAAUGCUUUUCCACGUAGACUGAUCUGCGAUGUGAACACGACUCUUUGGUUAAUAGUAAAUACGUAACUGUAGUCCUGAGUAGGUGCAUUUCUGUCCGUCUCAAUAAAUUUCCCUUUGUCUGCA